AACGGACGUGCUACUUGGCUGUCGGGUGUCGAGCGUCGGUUUGGUGUGUGAGGGCAACAUUGGAGCGCUUACUUACAUUAAAAUGCCUAAUUUCAUUUAUUAAACAUGAAGAGAACAUGUCCGUCUGGCAGCCAGAAGCGAAAAAGAAAGCAAGAAGAUGAGGAAAAGCGGACACAGGACAGCAUACAUUAAUGGAUCUUGAGAGAGGAAAUGUCAUUGCUGGCUAUGCAGGCCUCACUGAGCCAUCGGAUUUCAACAAAAAUAUCUUAAUUUGUGUUCCGAAGAUUAAUGAGGGUCUUACGCGUGUGGAACGGCAUGAGGAUGCCACACCAGCUGGUGGCAGAACAGUUCCUGAUUUUGGAAAGAUGUAUCAUGUCAAAGGUGAGCUGAAUUUACCUUAUUCUGGUGAUUCUGGGCUAAAGGAACCAUUUGAAGUUUGGUACGACCUCGAGGGGAACAGAAGUCGCAUCGACUAUCAUAAUAGUACAGUGCGCACUUUUCUGAUUGGAAACGACUUGGAUUAUGGCGUCAUUUACCAGAUCAAACCCAAAAUCCAAGCUAUUAAAUAUUUUCAGCUUAAAGGUACAAAGGAGGAUCCAAUACGUCCACAGUCAGCACUGCCUGAUCUGCAGGGCUUUAAAUUUGAGAAGAUGGAGGAUUGCGCAGGCGUUCAGUGUGAGGUCUGGAAGAAGGUCACACAGGCUGGUCAUAAGAAGAACACAUAUCGUCUGUGGGUCAAACGUCCAGAGGGAAGUGAUUCCCCAGCCGUCCCGUACCACUUUGAGAUGGAGGGCUUCAACACUCUUUUGGAGUCCUAUAAUGACAAAUACAUGAUUGACUACAGUGACUUCAGCUCACAAACUGAAUCGGACAUUUUCACACCCCCUGGAGGAAAGACCUAUGUGGAGUUUCCGGAUCCUCCUGAGGAGCAUCAAAUAUUGGCCAACCCUCUUCAAGACUAUGUCAGCACCUCCCCUGUUAGCCACGCCCACCGAUUGUUCGGCCCCUUUAAGGAGAAGUUUAAGCGUCAUUAUAAAAAUAAGAAGGAGCACGAGGAACGCGAGAACUACUUUUUACAUAAUCUUCGGUUUGUGCAAUCUAGUAACAGAGCUGGUCUUUCAUACAGCCUCCGUAUCAAUCAAUUCUCCGACUGGUCAAAGGAAGAGUGGAAAAAGUACUGUUAAAAUUGAUAUAUAUAGUUGACUACAUAAACUGUGACUUUGAAAAAUUAAGUAAAUAAACGCCUCUCUUAAUUAGAGAAAAAUAGUGUGAAAUUACAUUUGAACAACUAAGUUACUAAAACAAAAUAAAAUUUGAAGUUGCACUAA
Molecule: messenger RNA, 1328 nt
Organism: Ctenopharyngodon idella (grass carp)
Lineage: Eukaryota; Metazoa; Chordata; Actinopteri; Cypriniformes; Xenocyprididae
Exons: 8
Coding region: 192-1184 (330 amino acids)
Source: RefSeq, a predicted model, not a curated record